AAAACGAUUUGGAAACGGAACAGUUUGCUCCCAGAGUGUUUUGUUGAUGUUUAAAUUAUUGGCUUUUCGCUCUAAAGAUAUUUUUGGAUAUGUUUAGAUGUGUUUAAAUUUCUUAAACGUUUUUUAAUACGAAUAUAUCAGAUGAGGAAUAAAUAUUUAUUUGAGCACUUAUAAUGAAGGAUCAGAGAUAAAAAAUUGCGUUUGGAAUAUAAAAUAUACAUUCUCCAUACAAAAGUUCAUCCAAUAUAGACAAACAAGUUCUAUUCAUAUUCUCCUUUUGUGGAAAUGUGUCUUUAAUAUUAAAAAUUUUUAAAUCAAAUAAAAAUGCUGGUGCUAAGUAUAUAUAUUUGGUUUAUAGUUUGGCCAAUGCAAUCAUUGUUUGCAAACAUUGUACAUUCUUGUCCUGUUAUUUGUCAGUGUAAAACUGCUUCAGACAAUAGCUCCAGUAUACGAGUUAAAUGCGGUGGUAUUACAGAAGCACCUAUCUCCAAUUGGGAAGGACUACAUUUUUCUGAAAUAGGACAACAUAUGAUUUCUCUUGAUUUGAGCAAUAAUGCUUUUACAACCAUCCAAAGUGAAAAUUUUAUUAAUUUAACUCAACUAAAACGGUUAGAUUUGUCAUCGAAUCUGUUGCGAAAGAUUGAUAAGGACACAUUUGGGGGAUUAUUACCCAAUUUGGAACGUUUAAAACUGAGUUACAACGCUAUUAGUCAUAUAUUUUCAGGUUCCUUUGAAUUUAUGUCAAAUUUGAAGUAUCUAGAUAUUUCGAAUAACCCACUUGUGUGCAAUUGUGAUUUAGUUUGGAUCUUGGCGUGGACAACUGAUCGCGUCAUAAAACUUCAGCCUUCCCCUAAGUGCGACUCGCCUGUAUAUUUUAAAGGUUCACUAUUGAAAAAACUUAAGGUUGGCGUAGAUUUGCAUUGUGAAUCUCGUUUGCAAACAUUUCUGGAACUAAUACCAUCAAAGAAUCAGAUUGUUUUUGAAGGAGAUGAACUUGUACUAAAAUGUCGAGCACCUCGUGUUGCCAUAGAAGUAGCGCGAGAAUCAGAAGACAUUCCGUCAACACGUGCUCAUAUCUUUUGGGGCUGGACCGAGAAAAUUCGUCGCUCUAAUUCUACUGAAGAUAUAGUUUACAAUGACCCAGAGAAAAGUUUUACCGAUGUAAAUAUCUCAACAAGACACAUCUCUGACUCUGGGAUACUUAAUUCUAUUCUUAAAAUUGGACAAAUCACCAAAAACCAUUCUGGAAUGUGGGAUUGCACGUUAAAUUCACAACAAGCUAAUUUAUCUAAAGCAAUUGCUGUAGUGGUCAUAGCAAAAGACACUAUGUAUUGUAAUGCAACAGUGGUUCGUACUAAUAAAGGGACUUAUUACUGGCCCCAAGCUGUACGAGGUGAACUUGUUAGCCAGGCGUGUGCAGAAAGCCAAGAUGAAAGGCUCAUAGUAACAUAUAAUUGUAAUGCAAAUGGAAAAUGGGAGAACUUGGAAACAAAUUCUUGUCCUUUUGUGAGAGAAACUACAAGAAUUUUGGAGCAAUUUUCAAAAAUGAAUUUGACUUUAACAAAAAACAAUGCAUUCGAAAUAGCUGAACGGCUACAAAAUUUUACAUAUACUCAAAUAUAUUUGAAUAAUAUUAAGGAUCCCAUGGAUUUGGAGUUUAUUGCACGAACUUUGAAUAAGUAUUUGGACUACAUUACAUAUAAACAAGAUAUUUCAUACUUAUUGCUAAGUAUAGUAUCCUAUCUUUUACUGUUACCAAAAGGACUCUUUGAGGAAGCGCAAGUUAAGUUUGAAACUAGCCUUAAUCUGUUGAAUAUAAUUGAAAUAGCGUCAGCUCAUAUGCCCUCUUUACCACCCGCAUCUCAAGACAUCACUAAAGAUCCGUGGUCCAUUCCCAGAAAUAUUUUCGUGAACUUUUUUAAUAUACAUGUAGAUUCAUUUACUGGUAUAUCAUGCACCUGGUUAAAUAGUGUCAAUAACUUGGAUCACCGCAACUUUGAAUGCAGCACUUCCAACGAUACGUUCCCAAUAUUUGAGAGAUAUAUCGAUGCGGCUAUACAAAUACCUGUAAAUUCUUUGUUCGAUAAAUCUGAAAAAUCAAUUCGACUAAUGGUUGCACUUUUUCGCAAUGGAAACCUGUUUAGCUUUAUGGGGAAAAAUAUCAGCUUUCCAGAGGUAAAAAACUUGCUGCUCACAUCUGCCAUAAUUGGAGCUAAAAUAUCUAAAGAAUCAAUUGAGUCCCAACCAUUAGUCGAUAUAAGCGAUAAAAUAUUUAUAAUGUUACGAGUUCAUCCUUUUCACAAUGAAAUAAGUUCCCCCAUACCGGCAUUGUGGGACGAUGAUUUAAAUGAUUGGAACCCCCGGGAAUGUCGAAAGUUGUACUUCCACCGUGGUCUAUUGUUAUUUACUUGUAGUCGGUUAGGUUACUAUGGUCUUCUUCAACGCCGCGAAUACCUUAAUGACUAUGACACUGAAGGCUCUGGAGCUACAUUUAGAUUUGCACCUGUAAGCAUUUACAUAGGAAGUAUAGUAGUUUUCUUUUGUUCGUGGAUUAAUAUAACUACAUUUGUGGUUUUUCGCAAAGCAAUACGAAUGAAUCGACAGCAAAGACACUCACUGGUGAACAUAUGGCUAGCUAUUUCAUCCUUAUCAGCCGUAUUUGUACUUGGUAUAUAUCAAACAGAAUAUCCUCAUAUUUGCCGGAUAAUUGGAAUUUUAUUGCAUUACUUUUCUCUAUCUGUUUUGUUAUGGCUGUGCGUCUGUCUAAGCAAUUUGUACAAAGGUUUAUCCAAAACUUAUCGAGUGGCCUCUGAACCUGACGUGCCCAAGGAAAUUAAAUUAAAAAAACCCAUACUUAGUAUAUACUUGGUUGGAUGGGGAAUUGGAAUGAUAAUUUGUGGUAUAUCGAGCGCAGUUAACGUCAAUGAAUACGCAUCAUACUCAUUUUGUUUUCUACAUAACUCAUCGUCGUUAAAUGCUUUAUUUGUUCCAGCAAUAAUACUUUCAAUAUUUCUUGUUAUACUUAUGCUAUGUAUUUAUUGUCACAUGUCUCAGAGAGCGGUAAAUGUGCUGGCAAAUAAACAUUUCGCCGAUAACACAAUGGCAACAGAAAAUAUUGAUUUAGACUGGCUAGACUUAAAGCAAGGCACAGUGUCACGCGUUAAUCAUAAUUCAACAGGUAUCGACCAAUACAGGAGUCUUACUCUUAGUAAUCCAGUAAGCAGUAUAGUUGAUGACUUCGAAAGAUCGAAUAUAACACAUUUGCGAGCUCAUUUGUUAUUUUUGAUCCUAUUCAUUGUAUCCUGGAUAUCAGCGGCAAUGUUUGUCUAUCAAAGUUCGGAAAACUUGACAGCUAAUCGAAUGUACAGUAUGGUUUUUGCGGUAUCCUGCUGUUUGCUGGGAUUAUUUUUAAUUCUAUUUUACACAUUGUCUAGAAAUGACACAAGAAGUGCUUGGGGCAGGAGAUUUUGUUUAACAAAUGCCAACUGUAAGGGCUAUCAACAGAAUUACUAUGACACAAAUGUGCCUACUACUGUGCCGGCAAACAAAACUUCAGCCGUGUAUGACGUAAGUAUGUCCGGUUCACGAACUAAUAGUCAAUGUUCAAGGCAUCGCAGCAGCAGUGUUCGUAGUAUGAAAAGUAACUCACAUAAAAACGAACACAUUUUACAAAAUCUCGAUUGUCCUUUACUCGGCACAGUCUCGUCAAAUGUAAAUCAAACGUCUGUCAUCAACAAUCACCAUAUAGCUGCGAACAGUCUAAACACUGUCCCUAUAACUAGCGAAAUACCAAGUGCUGAGAUAUUCUAUAAUCCCAAUCAAAUAAUAGUGGCAAGAAAGUUUUUUAAGAAACAAAAGCGCUUGGCGAAACGAAAUAACUUUGAACUUCAACGGCAAGUAGAGCGCGUUGAAUAUUUGGACAACGUUAGUGACAUCUCAUCUUUAACAGGAAGUGAAAAUACACACAUCUAUUCAAAGCGACACAACGCCAUUACUCUCUUAAGAGGUGGUAGCAAAGUGAACAAUACGAAUAUCUAUUACAAAUCGAACGCUUAUACAAAUCCUGGAUCCAAGUCGCCACAUUAUACAUCGAUGGAAAAUUAUCAAGACGGGAUGGUUAUGUCUAGAUUAAACUCGAAUUCUUCUGGACAACAUCGUCCCUGUCCAUCCGAUUUUGUCGCAAACAUCUAUACUAAUAUACCUGAGACAAAGGAACCUAAGCACGAAAUUAUAAAGGUUAGGAACUCCAAUCGACCCAAUAAACCCAGUUGUGUUGAGACUCUAAGCGAACAUGAGGAAGAAAUUGAAAAUGAAGAUGACACUUUGGAUGAACAAAAGGUUCCGUUAUAUCAAAAUGCAUUGGCAGUUUCCGAAUCAAUUUUGCUUUCAGAAAAGAAGGAAUUGUCCAAGAAUCCUAGCCCAUUAAAGACUUCGUCAUCAUUAAUGGAGAAUAACGAUGUUGAUGCAAUGAACAAUGUGGGUUUACCAAGCGUUACAAAUUAUGAAGAGAAUAAACCAACUGAGAUACUUGAUUUAAAGCCAGACGAGAUUUAUAUAUCAAACGCACUACACAUUACAAACCAAGUUAAUAUUGACGAAUUCUCUAUGGCGGGGAUUUUAAUUAGACACAACCCAAAACAUUCCAAGUCACUCAAUAAUCUACAUGAUUCUGUUAGUCCUUCAAACAGAUUUUUGAAAGACGAACGUUCAAAAAAUUCAUCGAUUCUUAGUUUGGAGAAUGGUAAAGUGGGAUCCUGGAACGGAAGUUCUUUAAGUGUGCCCUAUUUUAUUAGUGAGAACAGGACACCGAAAUGUCGUAAACUGAAACAAACUGAUUUUACUGAUAAAUAUGAGUCUGCCAGCGAAAGUAAUGUUUUCAGUAUACCACAUUCAAAUACCGCACAUUCGGUUAGUCCGACAAAUGAAAGUGAUUUGAAUUACCAGAAUUCUGAAAUUAGCAUACGAAGUCAUGGUUUAUAUGAACCACAGCCAGACAACGACUUAAACAUUACAUUAACCGAAGAGUUUCCCUAUCAUUCAUCAAACACUAGCGACACAGAAGAUCCUCUAAAUGAUUUUGAUGACGAAAAUCUGAAAAGUGAUUACACAUUGGCACAUCGAAUGAGUGAAAAUGAUCCAUCAAUUGAUGAACUUUAUGAAGCAAUUAAACAUCAUCACACACCCAACUUUACUACAAGCAUAGAUGCAAGCAACAAUUUAAAACAUAUGGAUACUGAUACCGAGAUAACGUCAAUUCCGUUUGCCGCAUCUUCAUCUCAACCGAAAUCCACAAGCUUUUCCUCAUAUAGCUUGAUAGCGAAACCGCUAUUAGAAGGAUCUCAUGACGCAGUUGAGGAUGACAGUAGUCAAAGUAGUAUAAUUUCAUAUAUCGACCAAAAAGUUAAGAAAAGCUAGGAAUUAAUUACCAACUAAAUUAUAACUUUGGCCGAAUCAAGCAAUACUAUUUUCCUAUAUUCCUACUAAAGUUUAUCACGCAUGUACAUAUAUGUAUGCACAUAUGUAUAUGGACACACUUAUUUAAUUUGCAACAAAUGCAACAAUUUUAAAUUUUUACUUCGCUAUGAUGUUGAUAAAUCCAGCGACUAUUCUCAUUAAAAGAGCGUGAAUACAAAUUUUAAUUAAAUCUUGCUGUGAUGAAUUAUUUUACAAGCUACCACAUGAGCUCUAAUUGAGCGUAAUUGACUCCACAAAUUUUACUAUAUUUAAUUAAAAAUCAUAGAGAAGAACUAUUUCGACACUUCAAAAACUAUUUUUUCCAUUUAUUUAAACUAAUUUUUAUUUUGGCAUUAGAUCAAAAUAGAGAACUGAAGGCAUACAAAGAAUAAUACGUUUUGCUAAGAAGACUUUCACUUUUCAUUUACUUCAUGUCUAUAAUAGUUUCAUGACAUUAUAUAUGUACAUCAUUGACUACCAGAUAUAGCAGAUAAGGUUGUCUAAUUUCAAAUAUUCAUGUUUUUAUGCCUGGUAAAACAAUAACUGUAAUGUUUUGGCACUAAAGCGUAAGAACGGGCAAUAACAUGCUAUAUCUCGAGGACAAGGAUAUAAGAUAUGUGUAGGUUAAAUAGUAGUUAUUAAAUGUAAAAAUAAAGUCUUAUAUAAUUUGUACAUUUUAACUUGUAUUACGGUUUUAUGUAAAUACUUUUAGGAGUAAAUAAAAAAUUUUUUAAAUAAUUA
This is a messenger RNA of Zeugodacus cucurbitae (melon fly), 6195 nucleotides long. RefSeq names its product protein slit (gene Remo). Lineage: Eukaryota; Metazoa; Arthropoda; Insecta; Diptera; Tephritidae. Gene Ontology annotation, biological process: G protein-coupled receptor signaling pathway; cell surface receptor signaling pathway. Gene Ontology annotation, molecular function: G protein-coupled receptor activity; protein binding. The transcript has 4 exons. Bases 325 to 5415 code for a protein of 1696 amino acids. Gene Ontology annotation, cellular component: plasma membrane. The record is from RefSeq and is a predicted model, not a curated record.